Messenger RNA from Emericellopsis atlantica, 35913 nucleotides. RefSeq names its product aerothricin synthetase 1. The transcript is spliced from 4 exons. Gene Ontology annotation, molecular function: catalytic activity; phosphopantetheine binding. NCBI's taxonomy places the organism in Eukaryota, Fungi, Ascomycota, Sordariomycetes, Hypocreales, Bionectriaceae. Bases 48 to 35762 code for a protein of 11904 amino acids. The record is from RefSeq and is a predicted model, not a curated record. Gene Ontology annotation, cellular component: cytoplasm. Gene Ontology annotation, biological process: amino acid activation for nonribosomal peptide biosynthetic process; secondary metabolite biosynthetic process.
UGUACUUUACUUUACAACCUACGAAUUCGAAAGAAGAAACCGCAGUCAUGGAGCGCAACAUGACGACCGCGAAACCCGCCGACAGACUGCCAAUUGACCCCGUCCAGCAGUCCCUCGAAUGGAACAACCAGUUCCCCGAGAUUGUUGACACCACCAUUCACCAAUUGAUCGAAGCCCAAGCAGAGGCUCGGCCAGACGCUGUAGCUAUCCGCGCUUGGGAUCGCGAGCUGACUUACAGCGAGCUCGACCGCGCCGCCAACCGCCUAGCAAACUACUUGGUUAGCCAACUGAAGGUGCAGCUCGAGGAGAUUGUUCACGUGUGCUUUGAGAAGACAGCGUGGUACUUUGUAGCCAUCUUGGCCAUCAACAAGGCCGGUGCCGUUUGGGCCCCGCUCGAUCCCUCACAUCCUCCUCAGCGCUGCCAGCAAAUCAUAUCGCAAACCAGAGCGCGAAUCAUUCUCUCAUCACCGAGCAAUGCUGAGCUGUGCGGCAGCCUUGUCGACACCGUGGUCGAGGUCACGCCGCGGUUCGAUGUUCAACUGAAGCGCGAUGCGAGCGCCAGCGAGACAGGACCGGACUCUGGAGUCGGGCCCAGGAACGCAGCGUACGUUCUAUUCACAAGUGGCAGUACAGGAACGCCAAAGGGCUUCGUGAUGGAACACGGGUCGGUGUGCACCAGUCAGACAGCCAUUGGACGCCGCCUAGGCUUGUCGUCCGACGUACGGAUACUUCAGUUUGCGACCUUUGUCUUUGAUCUCUCUAUUGGUGAGAUCAUUGGACCACUCAUCUUCGGUGCCACCUUGUGUGUGCCAUCCGACGAGACCCGUAUGAACGGGCUCCCCCAGUUCAUUCACGACCAGAAUAUCAACUGGGCCUAUUUGACCCCGGCAUUCACACGCACGCUCAACCCAGAUGACUUUCCUGGGCUCGAACUGUUGCUGCUUGCAGGCGAAGCUGUCGGAAGAGACGUCCUGGAGACGUGGUUCGGCAAGGUUCGCCUAAUCAACGGUUGGGGCCCAGCAGAGACCUGUGUGUUCUCGACCUUACAUGAAUGGAAGUCAGCCGCCGAGUCCCCGUUGACCGUGGGCACGCCCAUAGGUGGACUGUGCUGGAUCGUUGACCCAGAAGACCCUUCAAAGCUGAGCCCUAUUGGUGCUGAGGGUGAGGUCAUGAUCCAGGGCCCUACCAUUACACGUGAGUAUCUCGCGGAUCAGGAAAAGACCGAAAAGUCUGUGGUCCGAACACUGCCUUCUUGGGCCCCCAAGCGCGACUCGCCGUAUUACAACAGGUUCUACAAGUCUGGCGACUUGGCAAUCUAUAACGAGGAUGGAACGAUCAAGUUCGCCAGCCGCAAGGAUACGCAGGUCAAGAUCCGUGGCUUGCGCGUUGAGUUGGGCGAGGUUGAGCACCACGUGCGGACGAGAUUGCAAGGCGCCCGCCAGGUGAUUGUGGACGUGCUCAAGUCUGAGAGGAGCGCAACUCUGGUGGCCUACUUUUGUUUCAGCGAAGAUACCCGACCCAGCGCCACCAUGUAUGAUACGACCAACGACGACAAUGCCAUUUUCCUACCGAUCGAUGCCGACCUCGAGACACAAAUCACUGCCAUGACCCACGAAAUCAGCUCGAUGCUCCCGAACUACAUGAUUCCCACUCUCUUCAUCCCUUGCCGCUACAUGCCUCUGAUCACCUCCACCAAGGUUGAUCGCAAGGGCCUUCAGGCCAAGACGGCCAGCCUCAGCCAGCAGGAUCUGGCUGCUUAUUCGCUUCAAAGCGCUGACAAGACUCCACCACAAACCCCCAUGGAGUUCCGUCUCCGGAAGAUCUGGGCGCAGAUCCUGAUGCUGGAUGCAGACACGAUUGGGCGCGAUGAUAACUUUGUUCGGUUCGGUGGAGAUUCGAUUGCUGGUAUACGCUUGGUGAACACGGCGCGGGCUGAAGGGAUCCUCCUCCAGGUGAAGAAGAUCUUUGACGAUCCGCGCUUGUCCGUCAUGGCGGCUACUGCCGUCGAGCUCGACGCCGCGAACCUGGCGGAUGGUGAAAUCGGCCCCUUUAGUCUCAUCUCCCCUGAUCUUCGGGACAGUGUCACAAGCGUGGAAGUCUACAAGCAGUGCCGUCUCGGCAAGGAGCACAUUAUUGAAGAUGCCUAUCCCUGCUCGCCGCUUCAGGAGGGACUCAUGGCUUUGGCAUUGAAGAACCCGGGCUCCUACAUCGCCAAGUGGAUCUACAGACUCCAGCCGGAAACCGAUGUUGCCCGUUUCAAGCUUGCAUGGGAGAAGACGGUCGAAGCAUGCACCAACCUACGAACGCGUAUAGUUCAUCUACAGGGCGCGACCACACAGAUCGUCAUCAAGAACGACUUUUCAUGGGAGCCGACCAACGGCAUGAAGCUCAAGGAGUUUGUGAAAUCGACCGAAACGAUCACCAUGGGAUACGGCUCGCGCUUGAAUCGUCACGCUCUCGUCCAAGGCCCCGGAGGAGCGACAUAUUUCAUCUGGAUCGGGCACCAUACCGUGUACGAUGGCUGGACCAUCCGUCUCAUGCUCGGUACGAUGCAGGACAUGUACCAGGACACAUCGUCAGUGAGCCUCGCCCCGUACCCGGGCUUCGCUCAGUAUGUUCACAAUCUGGAUGACGAUGAAAUGUCCGACUAUUGGCGGUCCCAGCUUCAAGGCGCAAACAGGGCUGCUUUCCCCCCGAACCCUCGUGCCUCGGACGACGCCGAUCCCAACGAGCUCACCAAAUCAUACAGCAAGAAGAUUGCCUUUGCUGAUCUGGAAGAUAUGUCUGUGACCAAGGCUACCAUUUUGCGAGCCGCCUGGGCCAUGCUCAUCGGCCGCUACUCUGACUCCGACGACGUGUGCUUCGGUUCGACUGUAUCUGGCAGACAGGCACCGGUCAAUGGAAUCGAGACCAUGCCCGGCCCAGCUAUUGCUACCGUACCUGUCCGCAUCCGCUUUGAUCAGGACGACUCCACGCUCAACUUCCUUCUCAACGUACAGGAGCAGUCUCUGGAUAUGAUCGCCUAUGAGCAGUACGGUUUACAGAACAUCGCGAAGGUCAGUGCUGAUGCACGCGAUGCCUGUAACUUCUCUAGUCUGCUGGUGCUCCAGCCCAUGAAGUAUCUCACAGGUAUGGCGGAAGACCUGGUUCAACAAAGCAGCGACGAGGGGGAGUCCAUCGAAGAACUUCCAGAGGGAUACUUCAACUACCCUCUCGUUGCUCAGGCUUACGUCUACGAUGACUACAUUAACCUCGUCUUCACCUACAAGUCCGAUGUUCUGACCGAGUCCGACCUGUACGGUCUCGCCAAUCAGUAUGAUAAUAUCGUGCAGCAGCUGUCUGUUCAGCGCGAUACCCCUCUGGCUGCUGUGGAUAUGGCCAGCCGCUUUGACCUCGAAAAGGCUAUCGAGUUCAACCCCGAGGCCCCUCAGGUCGUGGACUCGUGUGUCCACCUCCUGAUCGAGGACCAGGCCCGAACGCGACCUGACGCGCCAGCCAUUGUAGGCUGGGACCAAGAAUUCACCUACGCCGAAUUGAACGCGGCCGCCAACAGACUUGCCCACUAUAUCCAGAGAAGCUUUGGUGUGCAGACUGGCGACCUUGUGCACGUGUGCUUCGAGAAGUCUGCGUGGCAUUUCGUGGCUAUUCUAGCCAUCAACAAGGCUGGCGCCGCUUGGGUCCCGCUCGAUCCAGGCCAUCCGGCCCAGCGUCAACAACAAGUUGUCUCUCAGACUCGUGCCAAGCUGGCCUUGGCAUCCAAGCUUCACGGCGUAGUAUGUGAAGGCUUCCUCGAGUCGGUCCUUGAGGUCUCCCCUGAGCUAAACGCCAAAUUGGACACGAAGUAUCCCGACACUGCCUUACAGGCUCCCAAAACCACCGUCACGCCCCGUGAUGCGGCGUACGUGCUGUUCACCUCAGGUUCAACAGGCACACCCAAGGGUCUCGUUAUGGAGCACGGGUCCGUCUGCAGCAGUCAGACUGCAAUCGGCCGCAGGCUGCGUAUCACGCCCGAGGUCAGGAUGUUGCAGUUCGCGGCCUUUGUUUUCGACUUGUCCAUUGGAGAAAUCUUCGGCCCGUUGAUCCACGGCGGUUCCGUUGUGAUUCCCUCUGAUGAAACCCGAAUGAACGGAAUCAAGGAAUUUAUCAACGAGAAGAAGGUUAACUGGUCAUACCUGACGCCUUCAUUCGCACGUACCUUGUCUCCUCAGGAUGUCCCUUCGCUCGAGUUGCUUCUCUUCGCCGGUGAAGCUGUUCCUCACGAUGUCUUCCAGAAGUGGGUUGGUUCUAUUCGCUUGAUCAAUGGUUGGGGACCUGCAGAGACCUGCUGUUUUAGCACGCUCCACGAGUGGCAGAGCGCAGAUGAGUCGCCAUUGAACAUUGGCCGGCCCGUUGGCGCGUUCUGCUGGAUCGUGGACCCCAAAGACCCCCAGAAGAUUGCCCCCUUCGGGACCUUGGGUGAGGUCAUGUUGCAGGGCCCGACUCUUCUUCGCGAAUAUCUGGCCGACCCUCAGAAGACCGACGCAGCUUCGGUCACCUCGUUGCCGGACUGGACGCCGCUGCGCAAUCAAUUCAAGCGCUUCUUCAAGUCGGGCGAUCUCUGCUCGUACAACGCUGACGGCACGAUAGAGUUCUCUUCUCGUAAGGACACCCAAGUCAAGAUCCGCGGUCUCCGUGUCGAACUUGGUGAAGUUGAACACCAUAUCCGCGAGAAACUUGCUGGUGCAAAGCAGGUUGCCGUGGAUGUGUUCAGAACCGAAGCUGGCGCCAACUUGGUGACCUACUUCUCCUUCAACGACGACACGAAGACGGCGAUCGGCUCGGAAGAGAAGGUCUUCUUGCCCUUGGACAAGGACUUGCAGAAUCAGCUUAGUAGUAUGGUGAGCGAGUUGAGCAUCACGCUGCCCCGCUACAUGAUUCCGACCUUGUUUAUCAAUUGCGAGUUCAUGCCAUUCAUCACCUCGACCAAGCUUGACAGAAAGGGUCUGCAACAGCGUCUCAAUGGGUUGAGCAAGGAAGACUUGGCGUCCUAUUCGCUCGUCAACAGCGAAAAGCGUGCCCCAGAGACGGAGAUGGAGAUCCGCAUGCAACAGAUGUGGGCAGAGAAGCUGAACCAAGCACCUGAAGGCAUUGGCCGGGACGAUAGCUUCUUGGCUAUCGGCGGUGACUCAAUCGCUGCCAUCUACCUGGUCACUGCUCUUCGGGAGCAAGGUCUUUUGCUUACCGUGAAGGACAUCUUUGACGACCCUCGCCUGGCCUCUGUGGCCGCUAAAUGCCAGGUUGCCGAUGAGGACACUCCUGACUUUACCAACGUGCCACCUUUCAGCCUUCUCGAGCAGGCUCUAGCUGAUAACGUGGCCGAAGCCGCCCGCAAGCAAUGUGGCCUCGCCAGCAACCAGCGUGUUGAGGACGCGUACACAUGUACAGCCCUGCAGGAAGGUCUCAUGGCCUUGUCACUGAAGCAGCCCGGAUCCUACAUCGCCAAGUGGGUGUACAAACUUGGCGAGAACACGGAAGUUGAGGCCUUCAGAAAGGCCUGGGAGCUCACUGUUAAGGCUUGCCCUAAUCUCCGCACACGCAUGAUUCAGGUUCUCGGUGCCACAGUGCAGGCAGUGGUGACUGAUGAUGUGGCCUGGGAGUCUACGGAGGGGGUGGACCUGAAGACCUUCCUCGCCAACGCCCAAGCUAUGCAGAUGACCUUUGGCGAUCGGCUUAGCCGUUAUGGAGUUGUUCAAGGGGACGACGGCGGCCAUUACUUUGUCUGGAUUGCCCACCACGCCAUCUACGAUGGCUGGACGAUGCGUUUGAUGCUGAGCACCCUUGCCGACCUCUAUCAAGGGUUCGAGACAUUGGCCUUGAAGCCUUAUGCCUCCUUCAUCAAAUAUGUCAAGUCCAUGGACACCGAAGCCGCUAAGAAGUACUGGUCUCAGCAGCUUGAUGAUGCAAAGAAGGCCAGCUUUCCUCCCACCGCCAAAUCCGGCUCCAAGAAGGACAAGGUCACUCGAAUCAUGCGGACACACAUCGAGUUCCCCGAGACGACAGGCUCGUCGGUCACCAAGGCCACCCUCAUUCGUGCCGCUUGGGCUGUCGUUCUAGGUAGGUAUUGCAACAUGGACGACAUCACCUUCGGCACGACCGUGUCUGGCCGUCAAGCCCCUGUACCAGACAUUGGCGAGAUGCCUGGCCCGAUGGUGGCCACGAUUCCUGUUCGCGUUCGUCUCAACGCCAAGCAGCCUGUUUCCGACUUUUUGAAGAACAUUCAAAGCCAAGCAUCCGAAAUGAUUACGUACGAGCAGUUUGGCAUGCAAAAUAUUGCCAAGAUCAGCCCCGAUGCACAGGACGCUUGCGACUUUAGCAGCCUGUUGGUCGUGCAGCCCUUCCAGCAGAUGGCAGCAGUUGGCGCACAUUCCGAUGCCGUCCUUGAAAUGGACUCAUCCGUCAAGAAUGGUACCGAGGAUACCCUCGAAGGCUACUUCAGCUAUCCGCUUGUGGUCCAGGGCGAGGUGUCUGACAGCCACGUCGACCUUGUGCUUACCUACGAUUCCGAGAUCCUUGAGGAGUCGCAGAUGACCCGCCUCUCCCACCAAUUCGACCACGUCGUCCAGGCCUUGUCUGCACAGGACGAGCGCCCUCUCGGCGAUGUAUCUGUGGCGUCAGCCGAAGACCUUCAGCAAGCUCUGAAGUACAACCCUGAGACACCGGAAAUCGUGGACUCCACUUUGCAUGAGCUUAUUGCCCAGCAGGCAGAGAUCCGCCCUGAUGCCGUUGCCAUCAGCGCCUGGGACUUGGAGUUGACGUACAAAGACUUUAACGCGUCUGCCAACCGUCUGGCGCACCAUCUGGUUGGCCUUGGCGUCAAGUCCGGCGAUCUCGUGCACGUCUGUUUCGAGAAGUCUGCCUGGCACUUUAUCUCCAUCCUCGCUAUCAUGAAAGCCGGCGCAGCUUGGGUGCCCUUGGACCCUGGCCACCCAGCCCAACGCCAGCAACAGGUUGUGAAGCAGACUGGCGCUACCUUGGCUCUUGCCAGUCCUGCUAAUGUCGCUUUGUGCGAGGGACUACUGGAGAAGGUCCUUGAGGUCACACCGGAGCUUGAUGCUACCCUUUCAGAGAACCACGAACUGAGCGUCAGCGCUCCCCAGACCGACGUCAACCAUCGCAACGCUGCCUAUGUGUUGUUCACCUCAGGAAGUACUGGCACACCCAAGGGUCUUGUUAUGGAGCAUGGGUCCGUUUGCACGUCCGCUCGUGCUAUUGGCAAGAGACUGAACCUUACCGCUGAUGUGCGCAUGCUUCAAUUCGCAGCGUUUGUCUUUGAUCUUUCGAUCGGUGAGAUUUUCGGUCCCCUGACGCAUGGAGGAAGCCUCUGUAUUCCUUCUGACCAGGACCGUCUUAACAACCUGCCCGGCUUCAUUCGCGACAGACAACUCAACUGGGCCUAUCUGACCCCUGCAUUCGCCCGAACCAUCAGCCCAAAGGACCUGCCGUCACUUGAAUUGCUCCUCUUCGCCGGCGAAGCUGUGGGCCGUGACGUGUUUGAGCAGUGGGUAGGCAAGGUCCGUCUUAUCAACGGUUGGGGCCCGGCCGAGACUUGUUGUUUUUCGACCUUGCACGAGUGGAAGUCUAUCGAGGAGUCGCCUCUCACAGUCGGUCGUCCCGUUGGCGGUUACUGCUGGGUGGUUGAUCCAGAGGACCCGAGCAAGCUGGCUCCAAUCGGCACCAGCGGCGAAGUCGUGAUCCAGGGACCAACGCUGUUGAGGGAAUACCUCGCAGACCCUGAGAAGACCAAGGCCGCGAUUGUGCCCACCCUCCCGGACUGGGCUCCUCGCCCCGACGAAGCACACUGGAACCGGUUUUACAAGUCCGGUGACUUGUGUACCUACAAUUCCGACGGGACUAUCGAAUUCGCUUCUCGCAAGGAUACACAGGUCAAGAUUCGUGGUCUCCGUGUCGAGCUUGGAGAAGUCGAAUACCACGUGCGUAGCUCGCUCAAGGGUGUCAAGCAGACCGCGGUCGAUGUUUUCAAGACCGAUGCUGGUGCGACGCUUGUGGCUUAUUUCUGUUAUAACGAGGAAACUCGCCAGGCCGGAGCCACAAACGACGUAUUUGCCCCGUUGACCAAGGAGGUACAGGGCCAGGUGACGGAGAUGAUCGGACAGUUGAGCGUGUCACUUCCCCGUUACAUGAUUCCCACGCUUUUCAUUCCUUGUUCUUAUAUGCCUGUCAUCACCUCGACCAAGUUGGAUCGCAACAAGCUGAAGGCUUUCACAGCUGCCCUCUCGGAUCAGAAGCUCGCACAGUAUGCCCUUGAUGAUGCCGAGAAACGCGCCCCUGAAACGGACAUGGAGAAGCGGUUGGUCGAGCUGUGGGCAACGAUCCUCAAGAAGCCCGUUUCAGCCAUUGGUCGCGACGAUAACUUCCUGCGCAUUGGCGGAGACUCAAUUGCUGCCAUGCAGCUCGUGGCCCAGGCUCGAGAGUCUGGACUUGGCUUGACGGUUAAGGACAUCUUUGACGACGCUCGCUUGUCUGCUGUUGCUCUCAAGGCUGUGGAAUUGGAUGGCGAGGUAAUUCAUGGCCAAAUCAAGCCGUUCAGCCUGCUGAGCGAUGCUCAACGCAGCGCCGUCAUGGACGAGACCACCAGCCUCAUGGCCCUGACUAUGCAGACACCCAGCGCCUAUGUCGUCAAGCACGUGUAUAAAAUCGCCGAGUUGGCCGACAUUUCGCAAUUCAAGGCUGCUUGGGAAGAGACCAGCCGUACCUGCGAAAACUUGCGUACACGCAUCGUUGCUAUUGACGACACGCCCCUUCAAAUCGUCCUGAACGAUGACAUUGCUUGGGAAGACACCCAUGGCAUGGGGAUCGAUGAGUACAUGUCAUCCACCAAAGCCAUUACCAUGACAUACGGAUCCCGGCUUGCGCGGUUUGCCAUCGUCAAGGACGGCGAAGAGCACUACUUUGUGCAGAUCUUCCACCAUUCAGUCUUCGACGGCUGGUCGCGAGGCAUCCUCCUUGAUGUCCUUCAGUCCCAUUAUCUCGAGGAACCCCUCCCAAGCUUGAUCUCUUAUGUCAACUUCAUCAAGCACGUCACCCAGCUAGACGAGAAGGUUGCUGCCGGUUAUUGGAAGGACCAGCUGGAGAACUCCAAGGCCUCCGUGUUCCCUGAACUGCCCACCGACGAAUCGCACAAGUACGUGACGCGCAGCUUCUCGAAGCGCGUGACGAUCCCCGACACCGCCACCGCUACAGUGACCCGUGCUUCAGUCAUCCGUGCCGCCUGGGCCUUCGUCCUUGCCCGCUACAGCGAGACGGAGGACAUUGUGUUCGGUGCCACCGUGUCUGGACGCAACGCACCUGUCCCUGGUCUUGAGUCUGCACCAGGACCUGCAAUCGCAACGGUGCCUGUUCGUGUACAGAUUGAUACCUCUCAGGCGAUUCCCGACUUCCUUCAAGGAAUCCAGAGCCAAGCCCUCGAGAUGACAUCCUACGAGCAGUAUGGACUCCGCAAAAUCACUCGACUCAGCCAAGACAUCAAGGACAGCUGCAACUUCAGCAGUCUCAUCGCUGUGCAGCCUGCUGACCAGGACAUUAUUGCCAACAAUGAACUCCUUUCCUUCGCUGAAGAGAAGAUCGGUGAUGCUAUGGACAGCUACUUCAACUACCCACUAGUCUUGGAGGCCUUCCUGGAGGAGGAGUCCAUCAACCUCCACAUGACAUACGAUGCUUCGGUCGUUAGCGAGCACAGGCUCGAGGCUCUCAGCAACCACAUGGACCAUGUCAUUCAGCAAUUCUUCACACAGGACACGCCUCUGGGUGAGGUCACUCUUACCGGACCCUGGGACAUGCAACUACUCAAGGAGUGGAACUCGGAAUCGCAUCCCAUCAUCGAGUCCACCGUUCCCGAAAUCAUUGCCCGCAAGGCCGCCGAGGUUCCUGACGAGGAAGCCAUCUUCUCUACAGAAGCGUCGUUGUCGUAUGCUCGUUUUGAAGAACUCACCGCAAACUUCGCAGCAUAUCUUUCUUCCCUUGGCGUUCGCCGGGGUACCUAUGUGCCCUUCUGUAUGGAGAAAUCAGCCUGGGCUAUAGUCGCCCUCAUCGGUAUCCUGAAGGCCGGUGGUUGCUACAUUGCCCAGGAUCCCGCGCACCCUCGAGCUCGCCGACAAGAGAUCAUCGACCAGAUCGAUGCCAAGUACCUCGUCGUGUCGCCCGAAAUUGCCGGCGAGUGUACUGGCAUGACACAGAACGUGGUUGUCAUCACCCGGGAGAUGAUCGAACAGCUGCCUGCCGGUACACACGACAAGCCUAGACCAGAGGAUCCCGCCUACGUACUCUUCACAUCCGGAUCGACUGGCAAGCCGAAAGGUAUCGUUGUCGGUCACGGUGCUUGCUGCACCUCUAUCGUCGGCCAGGUGAAGAUCUGCGAGGUCGACAUCGAUGGGCCGCCCCGUUUCUUGCAAUUCGGAAGCUUCGUUUUCGACUCUUCCAUCACCGAGAUCUUCCUGACCUUGUCUUCGGGUGGCGCUGUGACUGUUCCUGUAGGGAACGAGCGCUUGCAGGGUGCCCCCGAGUUCAUCAGGCGUUCUCGCACUACCGCAGCCAUUCUGACGCCUACCUUUGCCCGCACGUUCGGGCCCGAGGAUGUGCCUAGGUUCAAGAGCCUGUUCCUUGGUGGCGAAGCUCCCGGCCGCGACAAUCUCGAAACAUGGUUCGGACACGUCAAGUUGAUCAAUGCCUAUGGCCCUGCCGAGAUCGUUGUGAUGUGCGCUGGUCACACGUACCAGUCCGCCGAAGAGGCCGCUACAAUUAUCGGCCGACCACGCGCGCACACAAACUGGAUUGUCGAGCCUGAUAACCACAACCGUCUGACCCCAGUUGGUUGCAUUGGCGAGCUGGUAGUCCAAGGCCACGCGCUUGCCAAGGGAUACCUGAAUAAUCCCGAGAAGACCGACGAGGUGUUCCUCAAUUCUGUGGAAUGGAUGUCUGAGUCGCUCAAUGUGUCUGGGGCCUCGCAGCGUUUCUACAAGACUGGUGAUCUCGUCAAGUACCUCCCCAAUGGCGAGAUGCAAAUUCUGGGACGUCUCGAUACUCAGGUCAAGGUUCGUGGCCAACGUAUCGAACUUGGAGAGAUCGAGUCUCGUGUCAGGAAGGCCGCCCCCGAGGUCCAACAAGUGGCUGGUGUUGUCGUGCGCUACAAGGCGCGCCAAACACUUGUCGUCGUCCUCAGCAAAGAAGGCGAGUCUUCCGACUCCGAAUCUCGGUUCCUCCCGAUGGACGAAGAGAUGCAAAAGUUCCUUUCGAACAUUGGCGCUGAUCUCAAGGCAUCCCUUCCUGGCUACAUGGUGCCAUCUAUGAUCGUCCCGAUCCGAAAAAUGCCCGUCAUGGGUGCCUCGCAGAAAACUGAUAGAAAGGUGCUCCAGGGCUUCAUGGAUGAGCUUUCUCAGGAAGAGCUCAGCUCUUUCGCACUGGGCGGCCAGAAGAAGGUUGAGCCAACAACCGAGAACGAGUUCAAGUUACGCGAUGUCUGGUCCAAGAUUCUUGAUCUCGGCGUCGAGGAGAUUGGCAAGGAAGAUCAGUUCUUGCAAAUCGGCGGUGACUCUAUUACUGCUAUUCAACUCGUCUCCAUGGCUCAGCAAAUCGGUCUCGGCUUGAGCAUCAGCCAAAUUUUCAAAGACUCGCGUCUCUCAACCCUGGCCGAAAUUGCGACUCGUUCAGAACAGGCUGGACCUACCGAGAUCGCUCCCUUUGCCCUCGUUGACGAGUCUCGCAAGUCCGCAAUUGAGAAGCUUGUCCACAACCAGACGGGUCUGGAAAGGGUCGAGAUUGAAGAUGCGUACCCAUGCACCUCCCUGCAAGAAGGUCUCAUGGCCCUUUCGAUGAAGCAGCCUGGAUCCUACAUUGGCAAACACAUCUUCCGCCUGACAAACCAUGUGGAUGUAGGCCGCUUCCAACAAGCCUGGAGCCAGACUCUCGAACUUUGCGCCAACCUUCGCACUCGCAUCGUGUCCGAGGGCGAUUUGACUGUUCAGGCCAUUCUCAAGACCGAAGCUGAAUGGGAGGACUCCAAGGGAUUGGGCUUGCGCAACUUCAUGGAUAAUGUUGCGAGCCAGAUUACCAUGACCUACGGAUCCAAGUUGUGUCGCGUGGCUCUCGUCGAUGAUGACAGCGUCAAGUACUUCGUCUUCAUCUGCCACCACGCCAUCCAUGAUGGUUGGUCGCUGCGCCUCGUGUUCAGCACCCUCUUCUCCAUUUACACCGAUGUUGAGCUCCCCGCCUUGGAAAAUUUCAACCGUUUCAUUGAGUAUGUUGACUCGAUCGAUAAAAAUGCUGCCCGCUCCUAUUGGAAGGCUCAGCUUAAGGACGCCAAGCGAGCCACGUUCCCACCUCGUGCCCUUAUGGAAGACGCCAAGGUCCGCAUCGUCACGAAGAUGAUCGAUCUUCCCAAAACUGGCAACUCGACCAUUACCAAGGCUACCAUUGUCCGUACUGCUUGGGCCAUGGUCCUUGCGAAGUAUUGCGAUACUGAAGAUGUGACCUUUGGCACUACCAUCUCUGGUCGUCAGGCGCCACUUUCCGGCAUCGCGGAUAUGCCUGGCCCGAUGGUCGCUACCGUGCCGGUCAGGGUUCAGUUCAACCAGCAGGAGAAUGCUGGGGUCCUCUUGAACAAUGUGCAGAACCAGGCGGCCGAAAUGGUUCCAUAUGAGCAAUUCGGUUUGCAGAAUAUCUCGAAAAUCAGCACUGAGGUUCAAGAAGCCUGCGACUUCUCAAGCUUGCUUGUCAUUCAGCCCCUGAGCCUCGGCGCUUCGGAUGACGGCGAAGCAAUUUGGACCGAAGGCUCUGGCAAAUUCGAAGAUGAAGAAUCGGUUGAAGGAACUUUCAACUACCCUCUCGUGGUUGAAGCCCACGUGGGCGAAUCUCAAGUAUUCAUUGAGAUGGCCUACAACCCUGCCAGUCUUCCCAAGGCACAAAUGGAGAUCAUCUGCAACCAGCUCGCUCAUGUCGUCCAAAGCCUCGUUUCUCAUGAGGACAGGAUGCUUGAGAAUAUUGAGGUUGCUUCUGCCGAAGAUUACCAGCUCGUCGCCCAAUGGAACGAGCAAAUCGUCCCAGACGUAGUCGAGUCUACAAUCAACGAGCUCUUUGAGACGCAAGCCCUUUCGCGACCCGAUGAUGUUGCAGUGCGCGCGUGGGACGCCACCCUGUCAUACGGCGAGCUCUACAGCGCAGUCAACCGUCUGGCCCAUUUCCUCGUCACCGAUUUUGACGUACAUGUCGAUGACAUUGUGCACGUUUGCUUCGAAAAGUCAGCCUGGUAUGUCGUAGCGGUCCUGGCGAUCAACAAGGUCGGCGCUGCCUGGAGUCCGCUCGAUCCUUCACACCCCGAGCAACGUCACCGCCAGAUUAUUGAUCAAACUCGCGCAACGGCCGUCCUCACAUCCGCCUCCUCUCUCGAUCAUUGCACGCGAAUGUUCCCCAAAGCUAUUGCAGUCGGUCCCGAGUUGAUGGCGCAGCUAACCAGCAAGGGGCUCGAUGGAGAACGUGGUCCUGUCUGCAAUGUCAUUCCCCGACAGGCUGCCUACGUUCUGUUCACUUCUGGAAGUACUGGCGUGCCCAAGGGUGUUGUUCUUGAGCACGGCAGUGUCUGCACCUCGCAAGUUGAUAUCGGGAAACGUCUUGGUCUCAAACAGGGCAUUCGAAUGCUUCAAUUCUCCGCCUUCGUGUUCGAUGUCUCUGUCGGUGAGAUCAUCGGAUCGCUUCUACACGGCGCCACGAUUUGCAUUCCUUCCGAGGAGGCCAGAAUGAACAGUCUGCCCGAUUUCAUCCGCGAGAUGGAGGUCCAGUGGGCCUAUCUGACCCCUGCCUUUGCCCGUACCCUCAAGCCGGAAGGGCUGCCAUCUCUCGAGCUUCUGCUGUUAGCUGGCGAGGCUGUUGGUCAGGACGUCUUUGACACAUGGUAUGGUCGUGUGCGUCUUGUCAACGGUUGGGGCCCGGCCGAGACCUGCUGCUUCAGCGCUAUCCAUGAAUGGCAGGCCAAGGAAGAGUCUCCCCUAACAAUCGGCCGACCUGUGGGUGGUUCAGGGUGGAUCGUUGACCCUGAAAACCACAAUCGCCUCGCACCCAUUGGAACCUUGGGUGAGAUUGUCAUCCAUGGGCCAACAUUAUUGCGCGAGUAUUUGCGCUCGCCGGACAAGACCCAGGAGGCUGUCAUCGAGGAUAUCCCGGCCUGGUCUCGCCACCAGUCUGGCAAGCACUGGGGUCGCUUCUAUAAGACAGGUGACCUGGCGGCUUAUAACGCGGACGGUACUAUCCUCUUUUCUGGUCGUAAAGACACUCAGAUCAAGAUUCGCGGUCUUCGUGUGGAAUUGGGCGAGGUCGAGCACCGCAUUCUCUCCAACCUCGAGGGCGUGCAGCAUGUGGUUGUCGACGCCUUCAAGAGCGAAGUCGGCGCCAACCUCGUUGCAUACUUCUCAUUCAGCCACGAGUCACGCCCCGCAAAGGCCACUGAGACUGUCUUCGAGCCGCUCACCGAGGAGGUCCGCGAGCAUCUGAGUGCACUGCUCGGUGAGCUUGGUGUGUCCUUGCCUCGCUACAUGGUGCCAACCGUGUUCAUCAUGUGCAGAUUCAUGCCGGCAGUGUCUUCCAACAAGUUGGACCGCAAAAGUCUCCGCGAAAGAACUGCUGCCCUCUCAAAGGACGAUCUCAGCGCUUAUUCACUGACCGACUCUGAGAAGCGUGCACCCGAGACUGAGAUGGAAUUCAAGCUACAGAAGACAUGGGCUAAGCUGCUCGGUGUCGCCGAGGAGACUAUUGGGCGGGAUGAUAGCUUCCUUCGCAUUGGUGGUGACUCCAUUGUCGCGAUUCAGAUGGUCACUGCCUUGCGCGACGAGAACAUUCGCAUCACGGUUAAGGAUGUCUUUGAUGACCCCCGUCUGAUGGCUGUUGCACUCAAGGCACAGCAGAUGGAAGGCUCCGUUGCUAAGCCCGCCGAUGUCACACCUUUCAGCCUCAUCAGUGCCUCGGAGAAAGAGCUUGUGGCUGGUCCUCUGGUUCGAGAGCAGUGUAACCUGUCACCUGCACAGGACAUCGAGGACGCUUACCCAUGCACAGCCCUACAGGCUGGGUUCAUGGCCAUGUCCGUCAAGCAGCCUCGUUCCUACAUUGCAAAGUGGCUCUAUCGUCUGUCGGACGAUAUCGACGUUGCCCGCUUCAAGUCGGCGUGGGAGCAGACUGUCGAUCAAUGUCACAACCUACGCACUCGAAUUGUCAAUAUCAAGGGCACCACGCUCCAGACUCUCCUCACCAACGAUGUCCACUGGGAAGAUACACGUGGUCUGGACCUGCCGGCCUUCCAAGAAAAGAUCAAGUCAUUCGAGAUGACCUAUGGCUCGCGUCUCAUGCGCUAUGGUCUUGUUGAACAGUCUGACAACCAACGCUUCUUUGUCGUCGCCAGUCACCACGCUGCCUUUGAUGGAUGGAGCAUGCGACUUCUACUGAGCACAUUGGCUGACGCAUACCACGCAACCAACACCUUGACGCUGCAGCCCUUCUCCGGCUUCAUCCAGUACAUCAAUGAACUCGAUCAGGAGGCAGCUGCCGUCUACUGGACUGAGCAGCUCGACAGCGCUAAGCGUGCUACUUUCCCUACGCCCAAACCUGGCAGCCAGGGCAAGGCACGGAUGCUGCGCAAGGAAAUGGCCGUUGCUCCGUCCUCCAACUCCUCGAUCACCAAGGCAUCGGUUGUGAGGGCAGCGUGGGCCAUCGUUCUGGCCCGUUAUUCAGAGACAGACGACAUUACCUUCGGCACGUCUGUUUCCGGCCGUCAAGCCCCCGUGCCUAACAUUGGCGAAAUGCCUGGGCCUAUGGUCGCAACUUACCCUGUGCGUCUUCGCUUGGAGAAGGAGAAGACAGUGUCACAGUUCCUUCAAGACGUGCAAACACAAGCCCUCGAGAACGUGGCCUACGAACAGUACGGUCUGCAGAACAUCUCAAAGCUGAAUGAGGAUGCCAAGGACGCCUGCGACUUCUCGAGUCUUCUCGUAAUCCAGCCGAUUCAGCAGAUGGCGUCAAUCGGAACACACAUCGACUCCAUUCUUUCCAUUGACGAGGCCGAGGAUUCGGAUGACCAGGUCGACAACUACUUCAGCUACCCCCUCGUCGUACAAGGCGAAGUUUCCGAGACGCAGAUCAACUUUAUGAUCACCUACGACUCGGGCGUUCUUGAGGAGACACAGAAGUCGGUCAGCGACAUCUCUGUCGCCUCACCUUGGGACCUCCAGCGAGCCAACGAGCUUAACAACACCGCACCCGAAAUCAUGAACGUAUGUUUCCAUGAGAUGUUUGAGAAACAGGCCCGCCUGCGUCCCGACGCACCCGCGGUGCAUGGGUGGGACAGACACUUCACCUACAGCCUUCUGAACGGGGCUGCCAACCGCCUGUCUCACUAUAUCGUUCAAGAGUAUGGUGUCAAGAGGCACGACCUUAUUCAUGUCUGCUUCGAGAAAUCGGCUUGGUAUUACGUUUCUAUCCUCGCCAUCAACAAGGCUGGCGCUACCUGGGUUCCCCUUGACCCCGGCCACCCAUCGCAACGACAUCAGCAGGUUGCCAAGCAGACUGGCGCCAACCUCAUUCUCACGUCCAGUCUCCAUGCUGAUCUGGUUUCUGGUCUUGUCGAGAACGUGCUACAAGUCACAGCUGACCUUGAUUGGGACUUGGCUCGCGAUGUCGAAUCUAGCAAGCAGGCCCCCGUCACAGACGUCGACCCAAGAACCGCUUGUUAUGUCUUGUUUACUUCCGGUUCGACGGGUGUUCCGAAGGGCUUUGUCAUUGAGCAUAGAGCCUUGGUGACAAGCCAAAUGACACUGGGCGCACGUCUUCGCAUGACGCCACAGGUCCGGGCGCUGCAAUUCGCCUCGCACGUCUUUGACAUGUCGAUUGCCGAGGCAGUGCCCGCCUUGAUGUUUGGUGCCUGUCUAUGUGUUCCGUCCGAGGAAUCGCGCAUGAACGGCCUCGCCGAGUUCAUCCGCGACAUGCAAGUCAACUGGGUCUUCCUCACGCCAGCCUUCGCCCGUACGCUCAAGCCCGACGAUAUCCCCAACGUCGAGUUCAUGUUCCUAGCUGGCGAGGCUGUGGGUCAGGAUGUUUUGAGCACUUGGUUCGGUCGUCUUCGCCUGGUCAACGCCUGGGGCCCGGCUGAGACCGUCGUCUGCUCCACGUUGUACGAGUACACCUCGGUCAAUGAAUCGCCCGCUAAGAUUGGUACUCCAACAGGUGGCUUCUGCUGGAUUGUCGACCCCGAGGAUCCAACAAAGCUCGCCCCUAUUGGGACGGUUGGCGAGGUUGUGAUACAAGGUCCCACACUGUUGCGAGAAUAUCUAUCCGAUCCAGAAAACACAAGGAAAUCCAUGGUCACGGAACUUCCUGACUGGGCACCUCGUUCAACGGACCCCGACUACAGCCGCUUCUACAAAUCUGGCGAUCUUUGCUACUACAAUACGGAUGGCACAAUUGAGUUCUCGUCCAGGAAGGACACUCAAGUCAAGAUUCGUGGUCUUCGCGUGGAAUUGGGCGAAGUUGAACAUCAUAUCCUCGAUGGCCUGCAGCAUGUUCAGCAGGUAGCUGUUGAUGUGCUCAAAACCGAUGCCGGUUCCAACCUCGUCGCGUACUUCUGCAACAGCGAUGAGACAAGCACAAGAGCUGGCCCCGAAACCUUCAUGCCGUUGGAUGCCGGCAUGAAGAAGAACGUGACGGCUUUAAUCGGCAAGAUGUCGGUAGCCCUGCCUCGUUACAUGGUGCCCACCAUCUUCAUUCCUUGCGCGCACAUGCCUACGAGCUCUUCCACCAAGGUCGACCGGAAAAAGCUUAAGUCUUUGACUGCCGAUCUCAGUCAAGAGCAGCUUGCCAUCUACGCUUUGACUGAUGGCGAGAAACGGGCGCCCGAGACGGCAAUGGAAAGGCGUCUGCAGAUGAUCUGGAGCAGCAUCUUGUCGCUGCCACAGGACAAGAUUGGUCGAGACGACAGCUUCCUACGCAUUGGCGGUGACUCAAUUACCGCUAUUCAAUUCGUCAGUCUUGCCAGGGAUGAGGGCAUCGCGAUCACCGUGAAGGACAUCUUCGACGAUGCUCGUCUCUGCGCUGUGGCCGAAAAGGCUGUCGAGACCGAUAACACCAAUCCCAAUGCGCUGGCUCCAUUCAGCUUGCUUGAAGGCCGUGUUGAGGUUGAUGUUGUCAAGGACGCUGUUCGCGAGCAGUGUGGAUUUACUGGAGACUUUGUCAUUGAGGAUGCGUAUCCUCUUACCUCACUGCAAGAGGGUAUGAUUGCCUUGAGUGCCAAGAACCCUGGGUCCUAUGUCGUCAAGCACGUAUACCGCAUGUCUCAGCACGUGGACCUGGCUCGCUUCAGGGCUGCCUGGGAACGCACUCUACACCAGCUCCCCAAUCUGCGUACUCGAAUCGUCAACGCUGGAGAUUACGCAGUCCAGGUUCACAUUAAGGACGAAAUCUCCUGGGACGACCCCAAGGGCAUUAAUAUCAAAGCCUUCCUCAAGAAUGCCAAGGCCUAUGAGAUGACCUACGGAACCCGCCUUUCCCGGUAUGCCUUGGUGGAAGAAGGUGACGAUACCUACUUCCUAUGGCUCUGCCACCACACACUGUAUGAUGGAUGGACAAUCCGGUUGAUCCUCAGUAACCUGUUCGCCAACUACAACGACACUGAGGGCCUCCGCCUGCAGCCAUACGCUGGAUUCAUCCAGUACAUCCUCAACAUGGACCGCGUUGCUUCCAAGGAAUAUUGGCUGCAGCAGCUCCAGGACGCGAAGCGGGCCAGCUACCCUCCAGCCGGCAAGAAUGUGAAAAAGAGCAAGGGCACCAGGGUCUUGACGCACUCUAUUCACUUUGAGGAUGGGCCGAGUCAAGCCGUGACCAGGGCCACUAUCGUCAGGGCUGCUUGGGCGAUGGUCCUUGCACGCUACUGUGAGGACACCGACGUGACCUUUGGUACCGCCAUCUCCGGUCGGCAGGCUCCUGUGCAUGGUGCCGCCGACAUGCCCGGUCCCAUGAUCGCCACUGUGCCCGUGCGUGUCAAGGUCGAUAAGGACCAGGACGUGCCGUCCUUCUUACGAGAAAUCCAAAGCCAGGCCACUGGCAUGAUUGCACACGAGCAAUUUGGCCUGCAGAACAUCGCCAAGUUGAGUCCCGCCGCGGCUGAUGCUUGCGACUUUACCAGCUUGCUUGUCGUUCAGCCGUUCCAGAAGAUGUUCUCCACCCAUAGCGACAGCGAAGGCGAAAUCUGGACUGAUGCUGUGGACGAGAUGAUGGGUGAGGGCCAGUCUCUCGAGGACUACUUCAGUUUUCCUCUCGUCGUCGAGGGUCUGGUCUCCGAUGAGCUUGUUGAACUCAAGAUCAUCUACAACGCCGACGUCCUCCAAGAACAGCAAAUGGAGGCUAUAUCCCAGCAACUCAGCCAUGUGAUCAAUCAGCUCACAGCAUCAGCCGAGAAGACCCAGCCUUUGGGUGAUGUUACCGUCGCCGGGCCCUGGGAUGUGUCCAAGGUCUAUGAGUGGAACUCAAAAAUGCCUCAGGUUGUGAACGAUACUUGGUUCAACUUGAUUGAGGAACAGGCCAGGACCCGUCCUGACGCUGUCGCAAUCAAGGCCUGGGAUGGGCACAUGACGUACAGCCAGUUGAACGAGGCCGCUGAUCGUCUGGCGAUGCAUCUCGUGGACGCCCACCAUGUACAGGUCGGAGACUUCAUCCAUCUGUGCUUCGAGAAGAGCUUGUGGUACGUCGUGUCCAUGCUCGCCGUGAACAAAUCCGGUGCCGCCUUUGCUCCCCUCGACCCGUCCCACCCAGAGCAUAGGCACCGACUCGUUGUGCAGCAGACCAAGGCCAAGCUCGCCCUCGUCAGUCCUUCGGCAGCCGCUCUCUGCAAGGCCCUGGUGGAUGAUGUUCUCCAAGUCACCGAUCAACUCAAUGGUGAUUUGUGCCGGGCCUACCCUAGCCCACAGGCACCCAAGGUCAAUGUUGGCCCCAGCGACUUGGCCUACGUGAUCUUCACUUCCGGUUCCACUGGCGUACCCAAGGGUGUCAUGGUCGAGCACAAGUCACUCUGCACAAGCAUGCAAGCCAAUGCUGAGCGGAUGAACAUCACACACGAAGCCAACUUCUUGCAAUUCGCUGCUCACGUGUUCGACAUGUCCAUUGGAGAGAUCAUCAUGCCACUCGUGCGUGGUGCCACUACCAGCAUCCCAUCGGAGGCUGAGAGGAUGAACAACACUGCCGACUUCAUCAACGAGUAUGGCGUCACGUGGUUGUUCCUGACUCCUAGCUUCGCUCGCACCCUCGAUCCUAAGUCUAUCCCGAACGUGAAAUAUCUGAUCGUUGGUGGCGAGGCUGUCAAUCGCGAGAUUGCUGAACAAUGGCUUGAUCACGUUACGAUCUACUGUGCUUGGGGCCCAACCGAGACCGUUAUGGUGUCUUGUAUUCACGCGGUUGAUACUGUCCCUGAAACUACCCUCACAAUCGGUCGCCCUGUGGGUUGCUUUAUGUGGCUCGUUGACCCCGACGACCCUCGUCGCCUGGCGCCUACCGGCACAGUGGGUGAAAUCGUCGUGCAAGGCCCGACACUCCUCCGCGAAUACAUUGAGAAUCCCGAGAAGACCAAGGAAGCUAUUGUCGAAGACCUCCCCGAGUGGGCUCUGGAGAAGAGCGGUGGCCGCUGGAACCGCUUCUACAGGACCGGUGAUCUGGCCUACUAUAAUGCGGACGGCACGAUCCAGUUCUACAGCCGCAAGGAUAACCAAGUCAAGAUCCGUGGAUUGCGUGUUGAGCUGGGUGAAAUCGAGCAUCACAUCACGAACCGUCUUGAGGGAACUCGCCAAGUUGCAGUUGACGUUUUCAAGAGCGAACGUGGAACAGAGCUCGUCACCUAUUUCUCCUUCAGUGACGAGUCUCGCGUCGGCGGUUCAGUCCGUCACGAUGGAGCCAACGACCUUCUUAUGGAAAUUGAUUCCGAUCUCCAGGAGACCUUGAAGUCUAUGGUUGCCGCCCUCAGCGUCGACCUGCCUCGCUACAUGAUCCCGACAUUGUUCUUCCCCUGCCGCUACAUGCCUGUCACCUCCUCAGCCAAAUUGGACCGCAAGAAUCUACGUGAGAGAGUGGCGAGACUUUCUUCUGACGAAUUGGCUGCCUAUGCCCUGGCUGAAGGCGAGAAGCAGCCUCCAGAGACUGAAAUGGAGUUCCGCAUUCAGGCAUUGUGGUCGAAAGUCCUUGGCAUCCCUGCCGAGAAUAUUGGCCGCGACGAGUCAUUCCUGCAAAUUGGUGGUGAUUCAAUUGGUGCUAUCCAGCUUGCCACGAAGGGUCGCGAGGCUGGGCUACUGAUCACCGUGAAAGAUGUUUUCAACGAUCCCCGUCUUUCAGCUGUUGCAGAAGCUGCCAUUGAGCUCGACUCCACCAAGGCUGAUCAAAACGUGGAAGCGUUUGACCUCAUUGACGACGAGACACGCUCGUCUUUGGUUGAAAAUGUCAUUCCUCGUCAGCUCAACCUUGCUGACGGCCAGGAAAUCAUCGACGCUUACCCCUGCACUCCCCUGCAAGCUGGCCUCAUGGCCUUGGCUAUGAAGGUUCCAGGUUCUUACAUGGCACGCUUCGUCUACAAGCUAUCUGCCGAUGUUGAUAUCCCCAGAUUCAAGACUGCAUGGGAACGCAUGACCCAGCUCUGUGUCAACCUUCGGACUCGUAUCGUUGAGGUCGGUGGCGAAGCAGUGCAAGUUGUUGUCGACCCUGACCUCCGCUGGGAGAACACGGAAGGCAUGGGCAUGAAGGAUGUCAUGGCCCAUAUCAACACCAUCAAAAUGGGCUACGGCACCCCACUCAGUCACUAUGCUCUGGUCAAGGAGGGUAACGACCGAUACCUGGUCUGGGUUAUGCAUCACGCCGUUUCCGACGGUUUCUCCAACGUCAUCAACGUUUCCACCCUGCAGCAGCUCUAUGCUGGCAACGAUGUCCUCCCUCUGAGGCCCUACUCUGGUUUCAUCAAGUACACGCAGGAGAUUGACGAGGAAGCGGCCGCUGAGUUCUGGAGGGGACAGCUGACUGGCGCAAAGCAUGCCAGCUUCCCCCCUACGACUACAACUGGCUCUAAUGAAAAGACCACACGGGUUCUGGAGAAAGCCAUCACCCUGCCAACCCAAGGUGACAAUUCGAUCACCAAGGCCUCAAUUUUCCGCGCGGCUUGGGCGAUUUGCCUCGCUCGCUAUGCCGAUACGGACGACAUAUGCUUCGGCGCCACCGUUUCUGGUAGGCAAGCGCCUGUCGCGGGCCUCGAGACCAUGGCCGGACCUGUGGUUGCGACGGUUCCUGUUCGCGUUCGCAUCGACAAAACCCUCAGCGUCCACGACUUCCUGCACAGAGUUCAGAAGCAGUCCUCUGCUGCUAUUCCCUAUGAGCAGUACGGAAUGCGCAAAAUCACGCAGCUCGGCGCCGACAUCAAGGCGGCGUGUGAUUUCUCGAGCUUGCUCGUCAUUCAGCCGAUGAGCAAGAUGAACUCAAUGGACCCCGGCCAGAACGACAUCAUGUCGGGCGUCUCUGGCGAGUUUUCCCAAGACGAGUCAAUGGACGGCUACUUUACCUACCCUCUGGUGACGGACUGCCUAGUCUACGACGACAAGGUCGAGAUCAUGUUCACAUACCGAUCCGACAUCUUGAACGAGGCACAAUUGACAGCCAUGUGUCAUCAGCUCGAGCACGUCAUGGGUCAAUUGAUCACCAGUCCGUCCAGCAGCCUCGCCGAUGUGUCCGUGUCUGGUCCCAAGGAUUUGCAACAGGCCAUGCAAUGGAAUCAGGAGCAGCACCCUCUUGCCAACUACACCGUACACGGCCUGAUAUCCGAGCAGGCUGCUCGGAACCCCAACCAGGAAGCUAUCUACGCUUCUGACGGUACACUCACCUACGCUCAGCUUGAUGAUCUUUCGUCACGCCUUGCGAAGCACCUGAUCAACCUCGGCGUUGUCCCCGAAAGCAUGGUCUGCUAUUGCUUUGAAAAGUCAAUGUGGACUCCUGUCGCUAUGCUAGGUAUCGUCAAGGCUGGCGGUGUGUUCAUUCCUUUGGAUCCAUCUCACCCUGCUGGCCGACGCAGGGGCACUGUCCAGGAGGCUGACGCCCAAUUCAUCAUCGUGUCACCCAAGACUGCCCCCGAAUGCAAGGGCAUGACUCCUAACUUGGUUGAGCUGACGUCGUCCUUACUUCAGACUGUUCAGCCCGAGACAGCUGCUGAGAUUGAGAAGCGAUCACACCCACGCCAAGCUGCGUACGUUCUCUUUACUUCGGGUUCUACUGGCAAGCCCAAGGCUAUCGUCGUUGAACACGCCGCUCUUUGCGGUAGUCUGCUGGGUUAUGGUCGAUCUUACCAAAUGGACAGUAGCAACCGUGUCCUUCAAUUUUCCAGCUACGUGUUCGACGUCAGUCUGUCCGAAAUCCUGGAGACUCUUGUUCUUGGUGGCACGAUUUGCGUGCCCUCGGAUCAAGAACGCUUGGAAGACAUCGUGGGCUUCAUCCAACGCGCUCGUGUCAACACAGCCAUGUUGACGUCGUCCUUCCUCAAGACUUUGGACGCCGAUCAACUCAAGAGCUUGAAGACGUUGAUGCUUGUUGGCGAGCCCCCCACCAAAGAUGCUAUCCAGACCUGGCAGCCUCGCGUUGACGAACUCGUCAACGCCUACGGUCCUUCCGAAGUAUCCGUCUUCAUCGGCUCCCACACGUAUACCGAUCCUCAAGAACAGUCGACCAAUGUUGGUCGCGCAUUCAGUGGUAACAUGUGGAUCGUCGAGACGGAUGACUACAACAAGCUCGCACCUAUCGGCUGUAUCGGAGAGAUCUUGAUCCAGCGUGACAUGGCCCGUGGCUACCUGAACGACGAAGAACGCACCAAUGCCUCGUUCUUCCGCGAAGUGGCAUUCCUUCCGCCACCGGCCGCUGAUGACCCAAGGAAGUUCCACAAGUCGGGCGAUUUGGCCAGAUACAAUUCGGACGGGACAAUCAACUACCUCGGCCGACGUGAUACUCAAGUCAAGCUACGUGGAUACCGCAUCGAGCUUGGCGAGAUUGAGUACAAUAUCCAAAGGGCUAUACCUGACGUUGAGCACGUGGGUGUCGAUGUUGUCACAGUCGCUGACCGCGAGACUCUGGUUGCCUUUGUCAGCUUCGCCGAUGAUCAAGACCUACCCGCGGGCCAGCUUCCCGACCCUAUCGCGAACAUGACCGACGACUUGAAGGCCCGGUUCGCCAAGUUAUCUGAUGAAAUCAGCCAGUAUCUGCCCUCGUAUAUGGUGCCCACGCUCUACUUGCCGCUCACUGACAUGCUCUUCAACACCUCUCUCAAGAUGGACAGGAAGAGGCUCCGUGACCUGGCCGCUGCCUUGUCUCAGGACGACGUCAGCAAGCUGUCGUUGGGCACGGAAGACAAGGUCGAGCCUACAACGCCCAUGGAGCUCAAGCUACGUGAACUGUGGGCCGAGGUUCUAAACCUGGAGGUUGAGUCUAUUGGCAAGAACGACAACUUCCUCCAGAUUGGUGGUGAUUCAAUGUCAGCCAUCAAGCUUGUCUCCACCGCGCAGAAGCAUGGCCAUGGACUGACAGUCGCCAAUAUCUUCAGCCACCCAAGGCUGUCUGCCAUGGCUACUGUCGUCGGCAAGAUACCGAAGUCGUAUGAGACCAGUCCUUUCAGCCUCGUCCCCUUUGACUUUGACGGCACCGCUGAAGCCAUCCGCGAUGUUUGCCAACUGUCAGAGGAUCAGGUCAUUGAGGAUGCCUACCCAUGCACAUCUCUGCAAGAGGGUCUGAUGGCCCUCGCGGUGAAGACCCCUGGUUCCUAUCAGGCCAAGCUUUCCUUCCGUCUGGGCGAAAAUGUCAACAUCCCACGCUUCCAGGCCGCUUGGGAAGAAACAGUCAGGUUGUGUACCAACCUCCGCACUCGCAUCAUGCCCGUGCACGGCAAAGCGAUGCAGAUUGUCGUCAAGGACGAUAUCGAGUGGGCGCUCAACGAGGACAACAACGCAGGCUCCUUCUUCUCCUCCAUACACGACUCUCCCAUGGCUUACGGGUCUCGUCUAUGCCGAUAUGGUAUCUGGCACGAGAACGGCAAGUCGUUUUUCCUCUGGGGUGUUCAUCACGCUGUGUAUGAUGGUUGGACAAUGGGCUUGAUUAUGCGUACCCUGUACAGCACCUACCGCGGCACUGAGAUGCAGCCACUGCAGCCAUACUCCGGCUUCAUCAAGUACACAGAGGAGAUGAGCGAGACAGAGGCUCAAGAGUACUGGAAGGAUCAGUUGAGGGGGGCUAAUCGGGCCACUUUCCCUCCUGCUGCCCGCGCGCAAACCACCAAGUCUGGCAACGUCACUCGUAGCCUGACGCAGCAGAUCGACUUCCCCUCCACUACUGACGGCUCAAUCACCAAGGCUACUAUUGUUCGCGGUGCCUGGGCUGUCAUCCUUGCCAGGUACUGCGACACAAACGAUGUCACAUUCGGCACCACCAUCAGCGGUCGCCAAGCGCCAGUACCUGGUCUUGGUGACAUGCCUGGCCCAGCUAUUGCCACUGUACCUGUUCGUGUGAAGCUUGAUCGCGAUCAGUUGGUCGCUGAUUACUUGCACGAUAUCCAGUCCCAGGCUUCCGAGAUGGUCACCUUUGAGCAGUACGGUCUGCAAAAGAUCUCCAAGUUGACGGCCGAGACCCGAGAGGCUUGCAACUUCACCAGUCUUAUGGUGAUUCAACCAUUCUCUCCUGUUGCUGCCAUGAACAGCGAAGGCGAGCCCAUCUUGAAGACCAACGAGGAGCGUCUCGCCGACGAGCUGCUGGAAGGUUACUUCAGUUACCCGCUUGUGAUCCAAUGCGCUGUGUCCGAAACUGAGGAGCUUCUUCCCGAACGGAAGGAUCCGCUCAGUGCCGUCAACAUCGCCGGCGAGUGGGAUGUACAAGAAGCAUAUCGACUCAACGGAACUGGCCCGGAACUUAUCGACUCUUGCUGGCACCACAUCUUUGAGCAAAACGCCAGAGAGCAGCCCAACGCUCCCGCUGUCAUUGCGUGGGAUGGUCAACUGACAUACGCCGAACUUGAUCAGGCUGCUAAUCGUCUGUCUCAUCACCUGAUGAAGACCUAUGACAUCAAGAACGACGAACUGAUUCACAUCUGCUUCGAGAAGUCGGUUUGGUAUUUCGUGUCUAUACUGGCCGUCAACAAGGCGGGUGCCACUUUCGUGCCUCUUGAUCCCUCGCACCCCGAAGCUCGUUUGCAACAGGUUGUCAACCAGACCGGUGCUCGCCUUGGUCUUGCUUCGUCCAAGCAAACCCCCCGCUGCGCCGAGCUCUUACCCAACAUUGUUGAGGUCCAUGGUGACCUCGACGAGAAGCUCAGGGCUGAAGCUCCCGAGACUGCCAACCGUGGACCAGUCGACAACAUCUCACCACGCAACGCUGCCUACAUUCUGUUCACAUCUGGCAGCACUGGUGUACCCAAGGGCUUCGUGAUCGAGCACCGGUCUCUGAGCACGUCGCAGAUCAACAUGUGGCGCCGACUGCGCAUGACCCCGAAUGUCCGUAUGUUGCAAUUUGCUUCAUAUGUGUUCGACAUGUCGAUUGGAGAGACGAUUCCUUCCUUCCUUUUCGGCGCUUGUGUCUGCGUGCCGUCUGAAGAGACGCGUAUGAAUGGCUUGGUGGAGUUUAUCAACAAGAACCAGAUCACUUGGCUCUUCCUCACACCGGCCUUUGCGCGCACCCUUCGCCCUGCCGACAUUCCUUCCGUGGAAUUCAUCAUCCUCGCAGGUGAAGCCGUCGGACAAGACAUCCUCGAUACCUGGUUCGGUAAGAUUCGUCUUGUUAACGGUUGGGGUCCGGCUGAGACUACCGUUUGCUCAACGAUCCACGAAUAUGCCACCCCUGACGGCUCUCCGGGAACUAUUGGAAAGUCCGUGGGCGGAUACACCUGGAUUGUCGAUCCCGAAGAUCCUCACCGCCUGGCACCUAUCGGCACCAUUGGUGAGGUUAUGAUUCAAGGACCAACCCUCCUCCGCGAGUAUCUCGCCGAUCCCGCCAAGACGGCUGCCGCCACCAUGGAUGUGCUGCCGGCCUGGGCGCCGAACACAGACCAUGAGGCUUAUAGUCGCUUCUAUAAGUCGGGUGACUUGGCCUAUUACAACCCUGACGGGACCAUGGAGUUCAGCUCACGCAAGGACACGCAGAUCAAGAUCCGCGGUUUGCGUGUCGAACUCGGUGAGGUCGAGCAUCACAUUCUCAAGUCAUUGACUGGGGUGGUACAAGUCGCUGUGGAUGUGCACAAAACAGAAAAUGCCACGAACCUUGUGGCCUAUUUCUGCUACAACGAUGACCCCAGUCAGGCUGAUAUGGUGGAGGAUCUCUUUAUGCCCAUGACGCCCGACAUGCAGAGCCAAAUCACGGAGAUGGUGGCUGAAAUCUCCAUCGCCUUGCCGUCAUAUAUGGUGCCGACGCUCUUCGUGCCAUGCCACUAUAUGCCAUUCAUCACUUCGACCAAGUUGGAUCGUAAGAAGCUCAAGGCUGAGAUCAGUUCCUUGAGCGCCGAAGCUCUUGGACAGUAUUCCCUGUCCGACACCGACAAGAGACCUCCCGAGACGGAGAUGGAGGAGAAGAUCCAGCAGCUGUGGGCGACAAUUCUUAACCGGCCGCUGAAUACCAUUGGUCGCGAUGAUAGCUUCCUGCGUAUUGGCGGUGAUUCGAUCUCUGCCAUCUACCUUGUCACGGCUGCCCGCGAUGCCGGAAUCAACCUCACAGUCAAGAUCAUCUUUGACGACCCCAGGCUUUCAGCGAUUGCCUCGAAAGCUGCCCUGAUGGAGGCCGACAGCCUUGCAGAAGACAUCAAGCCUUUCAACCUUCUCAACCCACAGUUGUACGAAGCCAUCUUCGCACAACUGCCUCGCGACCAGUGCGAGCUGAGCGAAGACCAGGUCAUCGAAAACGCUCUGCCCUGCACUCCCCUCCAAUCCGGACUGAUGGCUCUCUCGGCCACCAAACCUCGCUCCUACAUUGCCUCUUGGUUCUACAGGCUGCCUGAACACGUGGACCACCAACAUGUCAAGGCUGCGUGGGAGCAGACGGUCCGUGUCUGUACCAACCUGCGUACACGCAUUGUCCACAUGAUGGGCGCCCCUAUCCAAGUCUUCAUCCAGGAUGACAUUCAUUGGGAAGACACCGAGGGCAUGAGCUUGGCCGACUGGACGGAAGAAGCCAACCGUACCGAAAUGACAUUCGGCGACCGUCUCUGUCGCUACGCUCUUCUGCAAGACACCGACGGGCAGUGGUACUUUUCGUUUGUUGCCCACCACGCCAUUUACGAUGGCUGGUCCAUGCGUGUGAUCCUCAGCGCAUUCGCCGACGCUUACAAUGGUUCCAACGACAUUGUUCUGCAGCCGUUCGACAAGUUUAUCAAGUACAUUCUGAGCAUGGAUCAGACGGCUGCCAGUAACUUCUGGAAGAGCCAACUUCAAGACGCCGAGCGCGCCGUCUGGCCCGCCGCGCCCGCCAAGAAUGUCAAGGCCAACACGCGCAACAUGCAUACUGUUCUUGAGCUCCCGCCAACGGUGGACUCAUCCAUCACCAAGGCCACGAUUGUGCGUGCUGCUUGGGCUUUGGUCCUGGCCAGAUACUGCAACGCCAACGACGUCUGCUUUGGUAGUGCCGUCUCCGGCCGCAAUGCGCCUGUCCCUGGCAUCGGCGAGAUGGCCGCCCCUGUCGUCGCUACGGUGCCAAUCCGAGUGAUUGUGGACAAGGAGCAGACUGUCACCAGCUUCCUACAGGGCAUCCAGUCUCAAGCCUCCGAGAUGAUUGCUUACGAGCAGUUUGGCCCUCAGAACAUUGCAAAGCUCGGCCCUGAAAUGCAAGAAGCCCUCAACUUCAGCUCGCUGCUGGUCGUGCAGCCUUUCCAGAGCAUGUCCAGCAUGGGCAGCGAAGCUGACCAGGUGCUGAUUCCCGUGGAAACCGAUGAGAAGCAGGUGAACGCCAGUCUUGAGAAUUACACUGUCUUCCCACUGGUUCUACAGUGCUUUGUUUCGGACGAGGUGGUUGAAGUCAACAUCAGCUACGACUCCAACAUUGUCUCCGAGAUACAGAUGACGGGCUUGACAAACCACUUGCAGCAGACUAUCAAGGAGCUCCUCACCAAAGUUGACGAGCCGGUCAACAAGAUUGACAUUUCCAGCCAAUGGGAUAUUGACCAGGCUUACAGCUUCAACGCUGAAGAGCCCGAGAUCAUUGACUCGACCUUCAACGAAAUCUUUGCCAAGCAAGUGGAGGCCAGCCCUGACGCCCUCGCGGUCGAAGCUUGGGAUGGCGACCUCACGUACCGUGAGCUUGAUCGGGCCACGAACCGCCUCGCGCAUUUACUCAUCGAGGAGUACGGUGUAAAGCCCCAUGACUUUGUCCACGUCUGCUUUGAGAAAUCUCUUUGGCAUUUUGUGGCGUGUCUCGCUAUCAACAAGGCUGGCGCAGCCUUCGUACCAUUGGACCCUACGCAUCCGCCUCAGCGCCAUGCGCAAGUUGUCGAGACUAGCAAGUCCAAGCUUGUGCUCACCUCGGCCCAAUACGCUGAGAGGAUGGCGCCUUUGCUUGACAACGUCUUGCAAGUCACCCGUGAGCUGAACACGCAGCUCUCCCAAGAUGAGUCGAAGAGCGCAAAGGCCCCUGAUGUUACGGUUUCCCCAGACGCCGCGAUGUACGUCGUCUUCACGUCGGGAUCAACAGGUACACCAAAGGGCAUUGUCACUGAGCACCGCGCCUGUUGUAUCUCACAGGCCGCCCUCGGCAAGCGCCUGCGCAUUGGACCACAUGUCAGAAUUCUCCAAUUCGCCGCCUUCGUCUUUGACUUCUCCAUCGGCGAGAUCAUUUGCACCUGGAUGAACGGGGCGACUCUGUGUGUUCCCUCGGACGAGAUCCGCAUGAACAGCUUGGUCGAAUACAUUGCUGAGAAGGAGAUCAACACGCUCUUCUUGACGCCAUCAAUUGCCAGGACCAUCCGUCCAGCAGAUGUGCCCAAGGUCGACCUGCUCUGCGUCGGCGGCGAGGCCGUUAGCCGCGACGUCCUUGAGCAGUGGUACGGCCACAGCCGCAUUGUCAACGGCUGGGGUCCCACCGAAACCUGUGUCAUUGUCUGUACUCACGAGAUCGAAAAGGAGGGCCAGUCGCCGCUUACAAUCGGACGACCUGUGGGCGGCUACUUGUGGAUUGUCGACCCUGAGGACCCGACCAAGUUGGCUCCUGUGGGCACAGCUGGUGAGCUGGUCGUCCAGUCGCCUACGAUCAUGCGCGAGUACCUCGACGAUCCCGAGAAGACUGCUGCUGCGGUCGUCUUCGCGGACGGCCUGCCAGGGUGGGCGCCCAAGAGAUCUGACCCCCUAUGGUCGAGGUUCUACAAGUCUGGUGACCUCUGCUACUACAACGCCGAUGGUACCAUCGAGUUCGCAUCUCGAAAGGAUUCCCAGGUCAAGAUCCGAGGCCUGCGCGUGGAAUUGGGUGACAUUGAGUAUCAUGUCCGCACCAACCUGCCCCGCGUGGAACAGAUCGCUGUCGACGUUUUCAAGACCGACUCUGGCGCCAGCCUUGCUGCCUUCUUCUCUUACACCACCAAGACGGACGCCACGGACACCACCAACGAGAUCUUCGACACCUUUACCAACGAGCUCCAGGCUGAGGUUUCCACCAUGGUCAACAACCUUAGCAAGUCAUUGCCUCCAUACAUGAUUCCGACCUUCUACAUCCCUUGUCACUUCAUGCCGACGAGCACAGCUGGCAAGCUCGAUCGCAAGAAGCUAAUCAAGCUCAUGGGCAAUCUCGAUGACAAGCAAUUGGCCGCCUACUCGCUUGACGAUGCUGAGAAGAGGGCUCCGGAGACCGUCAUGGAAAUUCGACUUGCCCAGAUCUGGGCUACCUUGCUGGGCAAGUCGACCGAGGCCAUUGGUCGUGACGACAAUUUCUUGCGCAUCGGCGGUGACUCUAUUGCUGCUAUGCAGCUCGUCACCCAAGCUCGUGACGCCGGCAUCUCCAUCACGGUCAAGGAGGUGUUUGACGACCCCAGCCUCAUAGGCAUGGCCGCCAAUGCGACGGAAUUGAAGGAGAGCGCAUCAUCUGGCCGGCCAAAGCGCUUCAGUCUCCUGACACCUUUCCAGAGACAGGCUAUCCAGGGCCAGGGUAUCCGCGACCAGUGUGGCCUGUCCCGUGACGAUGUCAUCGAGGAUGCCUAUCCCUGCACUGCGCUCCAAAGCAGUCUGAUGACCUUGACCAUCAAACAACCUGGAGCGUACAUCAUCAAGCACAUAUACAAGCUAUCCACCCAAGUGGACAUCGACCGCUUCAGGAAGGCCUGGAGCAGGACCGUCGAGAUGUGCGAUGCACUUCGCACCAGGAUCGUCGACAUUGAGGACUCGUUCGCCCAGGUGGUCAUCGAGAACGACGUCCACUGGGAAGAGGUGUCCGACAACAUGGAUCUUGGCUCUUUCAUGGACUACACCAAGACCAUCACGAUGGACUAUGGGUCAAGACUCACCCGCUACGCUAUUGUCAAGGAUACAGAUGGCACCCAUUACUUUGUGCAGAUCAUCCACCACUCGGUGUUUGAUGGCUGGAGUCGUGGCCUGCUAAUGGCGACGCUUUACAGCAACUACAACGACGAGGAGCCUUCCCCUGUCCAGCCCUACUCUGGAUUUAUCCGGUACGUCAACGAGAUGGAUCUCGAGGCCGCCGGCGAUUUCUGGAAGCAACAGCUGGAGGGCGCCAAGCCUGCCACAUUCCCUCAGCUUCCUGGCCCCGAAGCUGCCAACAAGCCUCGCGCCACCGAACGGGUCACCAAGAGCAUCGAGUUUGGACCCUCGCUCAACAAAACGAUCACCAAGGCAUCCAUCCUGCGCGCCGCGUGGGCCUUGGUGCUGGGCCGCUAUGGCGAGACCGACGAUAUCACCUUUGGUGCCACCAUCUCUGGUCGCAAUGCCCCGGUUCCCGGGCUUGAAAUGAUGGCUGGACCUGCUAUUGCCACGGUCCCCGUCCGUGUGCAGGUGAACCCGGAGCAGACCGUAGCCGACUUCCUCCAGGCCAUACAAUCACAGGCCAUGGAUAUGACCACCUACGAGCAAUUCGGUCUGCCCAAGAUCACACGCAUCAGCCAGGACGCCAAGGAAGCCUGUGACUUUACCAGCCUGAUCACCAUCCAGCCUGGUCAGAGCAGCCACUCCAACAGCGCGGCUGACGAGGAGGCACUGCUGACCUUUGACGCCUCCAAGAUUGGCGACGCCAUGAACGAGUAUUUCAACUACCCCCUCGUCGUCGAAGCUGCCCUUCUCGACACCCACGUCGAGCUGGUCUUGACGUUUGACGCAAACCAUAUGAGCAGGGACAAGCUCACUGCCCUGUCGAAUCACUUUGACCACUUUGUCCAGCAGCUUCUGGUCUCGGCCGACGAACCAGUUGGGUCGCUGACAGCUGCUGGUCAAUGGGAUCUCGAGCAAAUCACCAAGUGGAACGAUUAUGUCCCCGAGGCCGUCGACUCUACCCUGCCUGAUCUGAUCAGCGAGCAAGCCAAGAUUGCGCCCGACCACGAGGCUCUCUACUCUUCUGCGCUGUCUCUCACAUUUGGCCAGCUGGACGCUCUGUCCACCCAGCUGGCUGAUCAUCUCGCUGAACUGGGCGUGAAGCCCGAGACGCUUGUUCCCUUCUGCAUGGAGAAGUCGCCCUGGGCCAUUGUCGCCAUGGUCGGCAUCAUGAAGGCCGGCGGUGUCUUCAUCCCUCUUGACCCUGAGCACCCUGUCAGCCGCAGGCAGGGUCUCAUCAACCAGGUUGGUGCCGAAUACCUGGUUGUUUCCCCCUCGACUCGCGCUUCGUGCGACGGCUUGGCUCCCCAUGUGAUCGAGCUGUCGGCUGCUCUGCUGGAGGGACUGUCGCAGCCCACUCAGCAACGCUUCAAGCCUGAGCCUACCAACGGUGCCUAUGUCCUCUUCACUUCUGGCUCCACGGGUACACCCAAGGGUGUUCUCGUGGCCCACAAGGGCAUCGCCAGCUCCAUUGCUGGCCAACGCAAGAUGUUUGACUUUAGCGGCUACAGGCCACGCUUCCUACAGUUCGCCAGCUUCAUCUUCGAUGGUAGCAUCUUUGAGAUCUUCACCACCCUCACGGCUGGUGGCACAGUCUGCUUGCCAACGGACAGCGAGCGCAUGCAGCACACUGCUGGCUUCAUGGAGCGCGCCCGCGUCGACUGCGCCAUUCUCACACCAUCCUUUGCCCGAACUGUCCGUCCUUCCGAUGUCCCCACCCUCGAGAAGCUCAUGGUGGCCGGAGAGGCGCCCGGCAAGGAUACAAUGGAGACGUGGUUCGGUCGUGUGAAGCUCAUCAACGGAUACGGUCCCUCGGAGACUUGUAUCUGCUGUGCAGCUCAUACCUAUGAGAGCGCGGAUACACCUCCCACGACGAUUGGUCGUGGUGUAGCCCAUGUCAACUGGAUCGUGGAACCGGACAACCACAACAAGCUCACCCCCAUGGGCUGCAUCGGUGAACUCCUGGUCCAGGGACACGCUCUUGCGCGCGGUUACAUCAAUGAUCCCGAAAAGACAGCCGCCGCGUUUGUCACGGACGUCGACUGGAUGCCGGCUGCCUUGGCAGGCAAGUUGCCGCAAACUUUCUAUAGAACUGGUGAUUUGGUGCGGUACAACUCGGACGGUACACUGGAGUACCAUGGCCGUCGGGACACGCAGGUCAAGGUGCGUGGUCAGCGUAUGGAAUUGGGUGAGGUCGAGGACAGGAUCAAGAAGGUCUCGGAUGCUAUUGAGCACGUUGCCGGGCUGGUUAUUCGCCACAACAACCGUCAGACCUUGAUUGCAGUGGUCACCUUCAAGGAGGCCAAAGCAUCGUCUGACGACAGCUCUCGCUUCCUCCCGAUGGAUGACGAGAUGAAAAAUUUCCUCUCUGAGCUCACAGAGGCUCUUCGCAACUCGCUGCCUGGAUAUAUGGUUCCGGCCAUGCUCCUACCGAUCAAGCAGAUGCCUUUCUUCGGCGCUUCCAUGAAGCUGGACCGCAAGACACUUCAAGGUAUCGCCGACGGACUGACUCAGGACGAGCUGGCAACAUUCUCUUCGGCUAGUCACGUCAAGACACAGCCCACUACCGAGGCGGAGUUCAAACUGCGCGAGCUCUUUGCUCGCAUUCUGGACAUGAGCCCCGAAGAGAUUGGCAAACACGAUCAAUUCCUGCAGAUUGGCGGUGACUCCAUUCUGGCUAUUCAACUAUCGUCCCUUGCGCAACAAAACGGCAUGGGCCUCACGGUGUCCCAGAUCUUCAAGGACUCCCGGCUGUCUGCCCUCGCCGAGGGCUCGUCGAGCGACAACAACUACGGCAGCUACCCCACAGAGCCAUUCGAGCUGAUGCCAGACAACAGCGUGCUCGAUGUCAUCCGUCGCGAGUGCAACCUCCCCGAUGACGCGCAAUUCGACGAUGUCUACCCUGCCACCAGUGUCCAAGAGGCCUUUAUGGUCGGCUCCAAGAAGAUCCCUGGUACGCUCCUGGCCACUCGUCUUUGGCGCCUGGGUUCUCACGUGGACAUUCCCGCCUUCAAGGCCGCGUGGGAGCAACUGUUCCAGUACUUCCCCAACAUGCGCACUCGCUAUGUGAUGCACACGACAGGCGAGACGAUUGGUGCUGUGCUUCAGGAGGACCUGACCUGGGAAGACACGACUGGCUUCAGCGUCCACUCGUACAUGGACUACGCGGCGUGCAACAUGAAGAUGUGCUGCGGCACCAGCCUGUCGCGCAAUGCCAUCAUCGAGGAGGACGGCGAAUACUUCUUCGCUUGGUUCCAGCACCACGCCAUUCUGGACGGAUGGACCAUGGGUCUCGUCAUUGAUAACCUCUUCUCCGCCUACCACGGCAUGGAGAUGCGCCCGCUCAAGAACAUUGCCAGCUUCGUCAAGUACUGCAAGUCACUGGACGAAGAGGCCAUGGCCGACUACUGGCGCAACGAGCUCUCUGGCUGCCAGCGAACCACAUUCCCACCAGAGCGAACCCCAACCACACGCCUCCGUCACGUCACUAAGCACCACCCCAACAUCAUCAGGCUGCCGGGCGCUUUCAAGAACUACGACAUCACGUCCAGCACGAUCAUGACGGUGGCCUGCGCUGCCAUGCUUGCCCACUUUAGCAAGCAGGAUGAUGUGACCACCAUGACUGUGUCGUCCGGUCGCCACGCCCCCGUCGAGGGCCUCGAGAAGAUCCCCGGUUGUAUCACAGCGCGCAUGCCACUGCGCGUGCGCUUUGACCACAAUCAGACAGUCCAAGAGCUCCUCGAGAAGAUCCAAGAUGACGCCGCCGAUCGUGUCGCGUACGAGCAGUACGGCGUGCAGAACAUGUCCAAGCUCGGCCCAGAGAUUGCCAAUGCCAUCAACGACACGACGAGCGUCUUCUCGAUGCAGCCCUGGCAUCAAAAGACGGCUGCCAAGGAGGGCCUCGAGGUGGACGAGGAAGACGAGGCCGAUAUCAAGCCGCUCCUCCAGACGGCGCAUGACAAGUACUCGCUCGCCGAGACGUCGGACGGCUUCUUCACGCAGUCGCUCAUUGUGCAGUGCUGGACGGCCGAGGAGGACAUUGACAUUGAGACGUACUGGAACUCGGAGGUUCUCACGGAUCUGCAGGCCGUCGCCGCCAAUGAUUACAUUGGCAAGGUGGCGUGUGCGUUUGUCGAGAACAUGGAUAGGCCUGUUCUUGAGGUGCUGCGGAAGAUGGGUUAGGCUUGCUUUUUUUUUCUUUUUUUCUGCUUUUCUUUCUUUUGUUAUUGUUUCCAUUAUGGAUUAUGCUUCGUUAAAUGAUUAAUAUUUUCUGUUUGAAUCUUUAUUUACGCGCGAGUCUGCUUGGUUGUGACUUGAGACUUGAACAUGUGGC